AUGGAAACGUCAGUAAAGGUGAAAGAUGUUAUUGUACUUGGCGGGACGCAUGGCGACGAAAUGUCAGGAGUUUGCUUGGUAAGAAAAUGGUUGAAUGGUUCGCCGUUAACCGCGAAGACUUGCGAAGUAAUUCCGUAUCUUUCUAAUGUGGAAGCAAUUAAGUUAUGUAGACGAUACAAAGACUGCGACUUGAAUCGCCAGUUUACUGAAGAGAAUUUAAAAUCAGUGCUGGCAGAUACGGAAUUGUCGUAUGAGGUGAAACGGGCGAGAGAAAUGAACGAAAAGUUUGCAGAAAUGAAUGGUUCAACAUUCAUUCUAGAUUUACAUAAUACAACUUCAAAUUCUCAAGUGUGUUUAAUUGUUGAAGAAUUAGACGGCUUUUCGUUGCACAUGUGCAGAUAUAUCCAGCAAGCUUUCCCGAAAGGGGUUUGUAGGAUUUGGAUUCUCGGCGGCAGCGUCGAAUAUGGCGAUACACGCUGCAUGGUUAAGCGCGGCAUUGCUAUUGAAGUUGGGCCACAACCACAAGCGGUAGUGCGUGCCGAUAUCAUGGACUUACAAGAAAAGGCAGUAAAUCUGUCGCUUGAGUUCAUAGAUAAGUACAACCAAGGUGUAUGCUUUGACUCUUGCCAAAUAGAGGGCUACAAGACAUUCAUAAAGAUCGAUUUUCCCAGAAACUCGCAAGGUGAUAUUGCUGGCAUGAUACAUCAAAAUCUUCAAGACCAGGAUUGGAAACCGCUAACAAGGUCGUCCACUGUGUUCCGCAGAUUUAAUGGCGAUGACGUCACUCUGGGUGACGUUAUUGAUGACGUAGGAGUUGAAGAAUCUGUAUACCCGAUGUUUGUGAACGAAGCUGCCUAUUAUGAGAAAGGGAUUGCUUUUCAUUUAACCAACAAAGUGCAUAUGUCAUUGCCUGCACUGAAACUUGAAUAA
Molecule: messenger RNA, 930 nt
Organism: Ciona intestinalis (vase tunicate)
Lineage: Eukaryota; Metazoa; Chordata; Ascidiacea; Phlebobranchia; Cionidae
Product: aspartoacylase-like
Cellular component (GO): cytosol
Molecular function (GO): hydrolase activity, acting on carbon-nitrogen (but not peptide) bonds, in linear amides; hydrolase activity, acting on ester bonds
Source: RefSeq, a predicted model, not a curated record